UCUUUAAUCCACUAAAUUUAUCUUCAGCAGCUAGAACGACACUUCUUGACUUUCCGAUGGGUCUAUGUGCUUCUGGUGAACCAAAAAACUACGAAACGAUAAAUCCCUACGAUGAAGACACCUUUCUUUGCUUUCGGCAUGGCGAAGGAACGUAUCACUACAGCAAUGGUGACACGUACAAGGGACAAUGGCGAUGGAAUAACUUACACGGACAUGGCUUUUACACACAUGCAAAUGGAGAAGUAAAAGAAGGAUAUUUUUAUCAACAUGAGUACAUCGGAAGAGAUCCUGAAAAUUUAUUUGCUGCUACAACAUGUUGCACUGGGUUAUGUUUUGGACCUGCUCAACCAGCACCUAUUGCAAGUGAUGAGGACAUAAGAAAACAAGCGAUGAAAGAAAGAGCUGAACAAAAGGCUAAAGAAAGAGAGGCACGGCAACGUCGAAGGGACGAAAUACGACUGAAGUAUUUAACAUAAUUCAGAUCUAUCUGAACGUCUAUACAAGAGACAUGAACAUUCCUCUCCAGAUAGCCAUAGGGUGUGUGAAAUACUAGAUGACCUUUUGUUCUGGAAAAUCUGCGCGAGUGAGAACGAUGCAGAAUAGGUCGUCACGCAAGUAAAUCACGCGAGAAAACGCGUAUGUUCUAAGCACCCUCUAUUAAAAGAGACAUAGCAUAUUAGGAUCAUAUUGUCCGCAUAUUCAAGAAGAGAUGUAGGUAAAGGAUAAAAGUUUGAGCCAAAGCUCUAUUAUGUACAUCGCCUGUAUAAACAGAAAUUCAAAUAGA
Molecule: messenger RNA, 784 nt
Organism: Pocillopora damicornis (cauliflower coral)
Lineage: Eukaryota; Metazoa; Cnidaria; Anthozoa; Scleractinia; Pocilloporidae
Biological process (GO): axoneme assembly; spermatid development
Cellular component (GO): nucleus; motile cilium
Source: RefSeq, a predicted model, not a curated record